Molecule: messenger RNA, 999 nt
Organism: Zingiber officinale
Lineage: Eukaryota; Viridiplantae; Streptophyta; Magnoliopsida; Zingiberales; Zingiberaceae
Exons: 3
Coding region: 78-911 (277 amino acids)
Source: RefSeq, a predicted model, not a curated record
UAUUUCUGCAAUCUCCCCCAUUUUCACCGAGUAGUGGACCCGAUAGAGCGCCGCCCUCGCUUGGUUCCGCGUCUCCGAUGCAAGAGCCGGGUAGGGGAGUGACGGCACGCAUACAAGAAAAUUCCUUUAUUUGUAAGGAAAAGAAAAGGCGCUUUAAUUUCUCUCCCGUCGCUCGCAUAGCACAGUUCCGCUUUCACUUUCCCGGUCGAUUCCACUCGCUUCGGUUGCUUUUGCAGGAGAAUUUUGGCGGCUUCUGUGGCCUUCUCCUCUGGAAAAACUCGAUCGUCGUGCCUCAGCGUCCAUUCGAGCGGGGUGAUGAAAAACAGGAUUUUGAUUUGUUUUACUUAGCCGCGCUGGUGUUGGAGAAUCUCGAUCUUCAGAGGAUUUGGGUGAUGGAUGCAGUCGUUGCCGUUGCUCGUAAGCGACAUCAGUACAUCUGGAGGCGCAAGUCAGGGAUCACGGAUCAUCUUGGCUCUUUCUCGCCUUCGUCUAACUCCAUGACCAGGAAGAAUAUGUCUGUCACAGUUGGUGGCCGCUCGGAAGCCAAAACUGCUUCCACUACGCCGCAAACGCCAAAGAGAGGCAGGAAGAGCAGAGCGAUUUGGAUAAAACGCAAAGCUGCUCCUUUCUCCGAGCUUUGGGCUGGACCUGCCUACGCAAUCUCGCCUCCACCGAGCUCUUUGCCGAUUCCUAACUUCUCCCUCGGAGAGAGGCGCAGUUCCAGCUUUGCUCUUCAACCUCUGUUGAAAUCAGCUCCUAGAGAGCCGACGUCCUCUGUCAGCGGCUUCCCUUCUUGUCACAACGACGCUGCUACGGAGAACUUGAGAAGGAUUCUCAACUUGGAUAUUGUCGAUGACCAAGAGGAAGUAUGCAGAGCUGAAGAAGUUUUGACUUGUUGCGGUGGUGCUUAAUGGCUCUAAGGGUGGACUGAACUGUCUUUGUAUGCAUCGAUAAGAUUUUCAUAUGGGCGAAUAAAUCUAUUGGAGUAUGCAAUGUCGA